This is a messenger RNA of Entrophospora sp. SA101, 6909 nucleotides long. The record is from the annotation of a GenBank genome assembly. Lineage: Eukaryota; Fungi; Glomeromycota; Glomeromycetes; Entrophosporales; Entrophosporaceae.
AUGAAUAAAUGUAUAGAAUAUGAAUUGUCUCAUCGUUCAGAAGAAGAUAGUUCUCGUAAAAUUCUUUCAAAAAAUACUUUGACUUUGUUAAAUGUAUGUGCACUUCAUUGGAGAGUUUCUCCGGUAUUUCGUUGGCUACAAUAUCUUGAUGUUAUUAGGUCUCGUUAUGAUGCUGAGGAUCCCCUUAUAUCAUUAGAACACAUCAGAGAAGGGAUUCAUUUGUUGAAAGAAGCUACAAAACUACGAGAUGUUUCAACUUGGACAAUUUCUGAUAAAAAAGAGCUUGUGGAAGUAUACAUCGGAAUUCACAAUUCUUUGCUUGAUUGGUUGAAAGAAGCAUUGGGCAAAGAAGGGUUGAUUAAAAUAAAAACAUCUCUAUUUGAACCAGUUUUCUUCCUGCUGGAUACUAUUUAUGAUAAUGAGCUGUUUCAUGCUGCUUAUCCUGAUACUUCUGCUUUCUAUAAUGAACUACGGGAACGUAUUAGGAAAGUUGCAUUUGAUAUAUAUCAAGAAAAACGAAAUGAAAUUUAUGGUCAAGAAGUUGCAAAUGAAGUUCAAACAUUAAUUAAGAAGCAACCAUAUAAUCAACAGCAACCAUAUAAUCAACAGCAACCAUAUAAUCAACAGCAACCAUAUAAUCAACAGCAACAGCAGCAACUUCAUACAUAUGGCCAUUCUCCAUCAUCUAAUACUCCAUUACAACAUAAUCAAAAUUGUAAUAAUGAUGAGUCGAGUAAUCAAUCUGAAACAUUCAUCUAUAUUCCUUUAACACCUCGGCUUUAUUACAAAUCAUUGAUGAAUAAAUGUAUAGAAUAUGAAUUGUCUCAUCGUUCAGAAGAAGAUAGUUCUCGUAAAAUUCUUUCAAAAAAUACUUUGACUUUGUUAAAUGUAUGUGCACUUCAUUGGAGAGUUUCUCCGGUAUUUCGUUGGCUACAAUAUCUUGAUGUUAUUAGGUCUCGUUAUGAUGCUGAGGAUCCCCUUAUAUCAUUAGAACACAUCAGAGAAGGGAUUCAUUUGUUGAAAGAAGCUACAAAACUACGAGAUGUUUCAACUUGGACAAUUUCUGAUAAAAAAGAGCUUGUGGAAGUAUACAUCGGAAUUCACAAUUCUUUGCUUGAUUGGUUGAAAGAAGCAUUGGGCAAAGAAGGGUUGAUUAAAAUAAAAACAUCUCUAUUUGAACCAGUUUUCUUCCUGCUGGAUACUAUUUAUGAUAAUGAGCUGUUUCAUGCUGCUUAUCCUGAUACUUCUGCUUUCUAUAAUGAACUACGGGAACGUAUUAGGAAAGUUGCAUUUGAUAUAUAUCAAGAAAAACGAAAUGAAAUUUAUGGUCAAGAAGUUGCAAAUGAAGUUCAAACAUUAAUUAUUUUAGCUAGAUGGAUUCAAGCGGAAAUUGAUAAGCUUUCCAAAAAGUAUCCAGAACCAUUGAUGGGUCAGUUGGAAAUUCUCAGCUUGGUGGUCGAACAACAAGCACCACUUUUAACAUUAGAUCUGGAGAAUGCAGGUGCUGAUAUUAUGAAAAAAGUAAGGAUGACACCAGAAGAAGGUAUUCCUGUUGAUGAUAUUAUUGAACUUUAUAGGGAGAUCCUUUCAAUCAAAAUAUUAUAUGAACAUCAUUGUAAUGGGUCUAAAUUUGCCUUUGGAAUUGAAGCAUGGUUUGGACCUUAUAUCAAAAAAUGGCUGGAUGCCACAAACAAUAAGACACCUGAAUGGGUUCAUUCUGCUAUUGAUGUGGAUAAAUCUGCAAAAUUUAUGACUAAUCUAUCCAAGAUUAUUAGUAAAGCAUUAGAACAGUAUUGUUCUGUAAUAGAAGAAAUUUAUCAAAAUGAGAUGGCAGUGAUGAAGGAUCCUGAACAAGAAACUUCAAAGCAAUCUGCUUGGUAUGUCAAUGUGAAAACCGCAAUAGCUACACAAAAAGUUGCACCUUUUGACAUUAAACCUGCGUCUUGUAUUAAAUUAAACAAUAUUGAAGCCGCACGUGAACAAUUAGAUAAAUUAUACGACUCAAUGGGUGUUGACUAUUUAACACAAAUUCUUAAUGAGUCAACUCCUCCAACUCUGGAGCCAGUUGAAGUACCAAAAUAUUUUUAUACUAUCAAAAUUGUUAUGGCUGAAAACUUGGCAGCACUUGACAAUAAUGGAUUAAGUGAUCCUUAUUGUAUAAUUAGUGAUAAAGAUAAUAAUAUUUUAGCGCGAACACGUGUAAUUUAUGAAAGUUUAAAUCCUCGUUGGGAUGAGGCAUUCGAUUUAACUAUUGAUUCAACUGAUCAAAAUUGGCUUACAUUAACAAUCUGGGAUAGCGAUCAAGUUAGUUCGGAUGAUGAAUGUGGAAAAACCUAUUUUAAGCUUGAUCCUCAAGACUAUAGUGAUUACUUAGCUCAUGAUAUAUGGCUUGAUCUGGAUCCUCAAGGUCGUAUUUUUUUGCGUAUUAGCAUGGAAGGCGAAAAGGAUGAUUUGCAGUUUUAUUUUGGAAAAACAUUUAGAACACUAAAACGAGCACAUGAUGAUAUGGCAAGAACUAUUAUGUCUCCAUUUUUGCGACAAUGUUUAUCACGUGAAGUGAUUAAUAGAUUAUUAAGGCCUUCAGCCAGCGCUUUUAAACAUUUUUUUCGUGAAUCAGAUGUACAGACGAAGAAAUCAGAUUUAGAAAUCGAACAAGCAAUACACCCUUUGUUUGAUUAUUUUGAUGUAAAUUUGAAGACACUCUUUCAUUCAUUACAUCCGGCUGUGUUUAAAAUGGUUAUGACAAGAGUUUGGAAGGAAAUAGAAACCAUUCUUGAGGAAAUUCUAAUUCCUCCAUUAUCUGACAAGCCUUCAGAUUUAAAACCACUUAACGACGAAGAAUUAGAAGUUGUCUAUAAAUGGUUAAAGUUUUUGGGGGAUUAUUUACAUGCUAAUGGAAAUGGUGUUUCAAAGGAAGAAGUUUUAUCUGUAUCUGUUGAUGAAACAAAAAUUAUCCCUUAUAUUAAGGACCUAUAUAAAGAUAAACCUGACUUAGUUAUCAGCAUAGCUACAAGGUGCAAUUUGAAUGGUGCUGAAGAUUUAAUUUUACGAAAGUUUACUAAUUUAUAUUCAGCAGGAGAUUACACUGAAGCCGCAAUACUUGCUGCUAAUUCGCCAAAUGGGUUUCUUCGUACACAAAGAACAAUUGAUCUUCUAAAAGUUAUUGUUAAUGUUCCUCCUGGCGAUGUAUUACCAUUUGAACAAUAUUUUACUAUUUUGUUAGAGAAAGGCAAUCUCAAUAAACAAGAAUCACUAGAGUUGGCACGACCUGUUAUGACUCAAAACAAAAAAGAAUUAUUAGAGAAAUGGUUGAGAGAGGAUAAGAUUCAUUGUAGUGAAGAACUUGGUGAUUAUGUGAGACCAUUUGAUUUAACAUUGGCACUAUCUAUUUAUCUUCGUGCCAACGCUCCUAUUAAGGUCAUUGAAUGCUUUAUUGAGAAAGGCGAAUUUUCAAAAAUAACUGUUUACGCAAAAAAAGUUGGAUUCCAGCCAGAUUAUUCUUCCCUUUUACAAAAAGUCAUGAGAAGUAAUCCUGACAAAGGUGCAGAACUUGCUACCGCAUUGGCAAAUGAUGAAGGUGGACCUUUGGUUGAUAUUGAAAAAAUUGUUGAUGUAUUUAUGUCACAAAAUAUGAUUCAACAAGCAACAUCAUUUCUUCUUGACGCUUUAAAAGACAAUAAACCAGAACAUGGGCAUCUUCAAACACGUUUACUUGAAAUGAAUUUAUUGCAUGCUCCUCAAGUGGCAGAUGCUAUUCUUGGCAAUAAUAUGUUUACUCAUUAUGACAAACCUACAAUUGCGCAAUUAUGUGAAAAAUCUGGAUUACUUCAAAAGGCCUUAGAACAUUAUGAUGAUAUCAAUGAUAUUAAACGUAUAAUUAUACAUGCUCAUACUUUACCCUCUGAUUUUGUUGUCAGUUAUUUUGGAAAUCUUUCAGUUGAAAAUUCACUUGAAUGUUUAAAAGAAAUGCUCAAAGCCAAUAUUAGACAGAACUUACAAGUAGUAAUACAAAUUGCUACAAAAUAUUCAGAACAAUUACAACCGUUAAAUUUGAUUCAAUUGUUUGAGUCUUUUAAAACUCACGAAGGCCUUUAUUAUUAUCUUGGUUCAAUUGUUAACCUUAGUACUGAUCCUGACGUACAUUUCAAAUAUAUUCAGGCAGCUGUUAAAACAGGACAGGUUAAAGAAGUUGAAAGAAUAUGUCGUGAAAGUCAAUAUUAUGACCCUGAAAAAGUCAAAAACUUUUUAAAAGAAGCUAAACUUCAAGAUCAACUUCCAUUGAUUAUUGUCUGUGAUCGAUUUGACUAUGUACAUGAUUUAGUUUUAUAUUUAUAUCAACAAAAUUUAACAAAAUACAUUGAAGUGUAUGUUCAGAAAGUUAAUUCAGCACGUACUCCAGCCGUUAUUGGUGGUUUGUUGGAUGUUGAUUGUGAUGAAAAUAUCAUUAAAAAUUUAUUGCUAUCAGUAACUGGAACCGUUCCUAUUGAUCAACUCGUUCAAGAAGUUGAAAAAAGAAAUCGUCUUAAAUUGUUGUUACCAUGGUUGGAAUUACGUGUCCAAGAAGGAAGUCAAGACCCUGAACUUUAUAAUGCUGUGGCUAAAAUUCGUAUUGAUAGCAACACUGACCCAGAAAGUUUCCUUAGAGACAAUCCAUAUUAUGAUUCGAUGGUUGUUGGAAAAUAUUGUGAAAAACGUGAUCCCCAUCUUGCUUUUAUUGCUUAUCAACGCGGACAAUGUGAUUUGGAACUUGUUAAGAUAACCAAUGAUAAUACUAUGUUUAAACAUCAAGCUCGUUAUUUGGUAAAGCGUCGCGAUCCUCAGCUUUGGGCACAUGUAUUAAAUAGUAAUAAUAUGCAUCGUAGGACUUUAAUUGAACAGGUCAAUGCUGUAGCUUUACCAGAAACUACCGAUCCAGAAGAUGUUUCUGUCACAGUGAAAGCUUUUAUGGCAGCAGAUUUACCAUUGGAGCUUAUUGGAUUAUUAGAAAAACUUAUUUUUGAAAAUACUGCAUUUAGUGAUCAAAAAACUCUUCAAAAUUUACUCAUUCUUACAGCUAUUAGGGCCGAUAAAGCUAAAGUGAUGGAUUUUGUUAAUAAACUCAACAACUUUGAUGCGCCCGAAGUUGCAGAUAUUGCUAUAAAAACUAAUUUAUAUGAAGAAGCAUUCGCCAUCUACAAAAAACAUAAUGAUCACGCAAAUGCUAUAAGUGUGUUGGUUGAACAUAUUGCUAGUCUUGACCGCGCAGCUGAAUUUGCAGAAAAAUGUGACACUCCCGAAGUUUGGAGUAGAUUGGCUAAAGCACAAAUUACUGGAUUAAGAAUUAAAGAUUCAAUUGACUCUUAUAUUCGUGCUGACGACCCUAGUAAUUUUUCAGAAGUUAUCAGUAUAGCAUCACGUGCUGAAAAACAUGAAGAUCUUGUAAGAUAUUUGCAAAUGUGCCGUAAGAAAUUACGUGAACCUACAGUUGAUAAUGAACUUCUUUUUGCAUAUGCGAAAACUGAAAAAUUCCAUGAUCUCGAGGAAUUUUUGAACACACCAAAUGUUGCACAAAUUCAAAUUGUUGGUGAACGUUGCUAUGAAGAUGGUCUCUAUGAAUCAGCCAAAAUCCUAUUCCAAAGCAUUUCAAAUUGGGCAAGAUUAGCAUCUACACUUGUUCAUUUGGGUGAAUAUCAAGCAGCUGUAGACGGUGCUAGAAAAGCCAGUAAUACAAAGGUUUGGAAAGAUGUACAUGGUGCUUGUGUUCAACAUAAAGAAUUCCGUUUGGCACAUAUUUGUGGUCUUAAUCUCGUUGUCCAUGCAGAAGAAUUACAAAGUGUGACUAGAUUAUAUGAGAAUAAUGGCUAUAUAGAUGAAUUAUUAUCACUUUUAGAAGCAGGAUCUGGUCUUGAAAGAGCACACAUGGGAAUGUUUACUGAAUUGGGCAUUUUGUAUACUAAAUAUCGGCCUGAGAAAACAUAUGAGCAUUUACGAAUCUUCUGGUCACGACUUAAUAUUCCUAAAGUAAUUAGAGCUUGUGAUGAAGCUCAUCUAUGGAGUGAAUUGGUUUUCUUAUAUGAACAUUAUGAUGAAUUUGAUAAUGCUUCUCUUGCAAUGAUUCAACAUGCAGCUGAUGCUUGGGAACAUUCACGCUUCAAAGACAUAAUUGUUAAAGUUAGCAAUAUUGAAAUUUACUAUAAGGCUUUGAAAUUCUAUCUUGAUGAGCAUCCUCUUUUACUUAAUGAUCUUCUUAGUGCAUUAACUCCAAGAAUUGAUCAUACAAGAGUUGUCCAAAUGUUCCAAAAAUCAGACAACAUUCCAUUGAUAAGAUCAUACUUAAUAUCAGUACAAGAAGCAAACAAUGAAUCGGUUAAUGAUGCAUAUAAUGAUAUAUUGAUUGAAGAGGAAGAUUAUAAUGCACUGAGAGAUUCAAUUGAUAGUUUUGACAAUUUUGAUAAUAUCAAAUUAGCACAACGACUUGAAAAACAUAGUCUUCUUGAAUUCCGUAGAAUUGCAGCACAUCUCUACAAAAAGAAUAAACGUUGGUCACAAUCAAUUGCGUUGUCUAAAGAGGAUAGACUUUUCAAAGAUGCGAUUGAAACAGCCAGUGAAUCACGUUCAAUUGAAGUAGCAGAAGAACUUUUAGAAUACUUUGUGCAAAUAGGAAACAAAGAAUGUUUCACUUCUUGUUUAUUUGUUUGUUAUGAUUUUGUUAGACCAGAUAUUGUAUUGGAGUUAGCAUGGAGACAUGGUCUUAAUGACUUUGCUAUGCCAUAUUUGAUCCAAGUUUUACGCGAAUUCUCUCUUAAGGUUGAUUCAUUAGAAAAGGCAAAUGCUGAAAGAUCAGCAAAAGAACAAGAGCGUGAAAAAUCGGAAAAUGAAACACCAAUUAUAGGUUUGGGAAAUCAACGUUUACUUACUCAAUGGACAUAA